AUGUCUGCCACUGAUAAGAACUCCUUGCCGUUCACUGAGCAACACUAUUUCUCCUCGUAUGAUCAUUUUGGCAUCCACGAGGAGAUGCUCAAAGACACCUCCAGAACCUUGUCCUACAGAUCUGCCAUGUAUAAAAACAAGCACUUGUUCAAGGACAAGGUUGUGUUGGACGUGGGAUGUGGAACUGGUAUAUUGUCCAUGUUUGCUGCCAAGGCAGGUGCUAAACAUGUUUACUCUGUGGACAUGUCUAACAUCAUCGAGAAGGCUAAGGAAAUUGUCUCGUUGAACGGUUUUGAAGACAAGAUCACCUUGCUUCAGGGUAAGUUGGAGGACAUUGACUUGCCGGUGGACUCUGUUGAUAUCAUUGUGUCUGAGUGGAUGGGGUACUUUUUGUUGUACGAGUCUAUGUUGGAUACCGUUUUGUACGCCAGAGACAAGUAUUUAGUAGAAGGCGGUUUGAUCUUGCCUGACAAGUGCUCAAUGUACAUUGCUGGUAUUGAAGAUGGUCAGUACAAAGACGAGAAGAUCCACUACUGGGAGGAUGUUUACGGUUUCGACUACUCUCCAUUCAUCAAGGUGGCCAUGGCUGAACCCUUAGUUGAUACCGUUGACAAUAACUCUUUGAUUACCACCCCACAUAAGUUCUUUGAGUUCGAUAUUAAUACUGUCUCCAAGGAGCAGUUAUCGUUUCACAGAGACUUCACUGUCGAGGCUAUUGACAGCGACUUGUGCCACGCGUACAUUGUCUGGUUUGACUGCGAUUUCCCCGGUGACGAAAAAGUCACCUUAUACACUGGUCCAAUGAAGGCCUACACGCACUGGAAACAGACCGUGUUUUACAUGGACCAAGUUCUCGAUUUGCGUAAGGGUGACCAGAUCAAGGGUCUGAUCGCUUCAAGGCCAAAUGCCCACAAUCCUCGUGAAGUUGAUAUUGAGAUCAAAUGGAACGUCAAAACAGUGUCAGGCGAUAAGUCUCGCGAGCAGCAGGGCAAAUACAACUACUUCAUGCGUUAG
Molecule: messenger RNA, 1014 nt
Organism: Candidozyma auris
Lineage: Eukaryota; Fungi; Ascomycota; Pichiomycetes; Serinales; Metschnikowiaceae
Gene: HMT1
Product: protein-arginine omega-N methyltransferase HMT1
Exons: 1
Coding region: 1-1014 (337 amino acids)
Biological process (GO): peptidyl-arginine methylation
Cellular component (GO): nucleus
Molecular function (GO): protein-arginine N-methyltransferase activity
Source: RefSeq, a predicted model, not a curated record